UAACAACUGACUCAAGCGUGGCCCAAUUGAUCUUUGCUUGACGGCGGGUUUCGUGAUUAUCCACUCUUUCACUGAUCGAGUCUAGCUGCUGGACUUGCUGACUCUCUCUUCUCAUUCUCCCCUCUCCAACGCGGGGCUCUCUUCUUCAAAUUCCUCAAAACUGUCAUCAACAUCCACUUGACGAUUUUUUUGGAAUCAGUCUAUAUCUGUCCGCCUGCUCCCCCGCCGCGGCCUUCUUCUGCCCCUCAAUCAGUAGAGAAAAAAAAAAUUCCUUCCAUAACUACCGACCAUGGCCGCCUCUAAUCUUCCAUACAUGAAGACCGACCCCAAGAUCAUCUUCUUCACGGACUUCGACGGCACAAUCACUCUUGAAGACAGUAACGAUGCUAUGAUCGAUAACCUGGGUUAUGGGCGCGACAAGCGCCGCGAAGGGAACCUGGCGGUCCUCGAAGGCACAAUGAGCUUCCGUGACUCCUUCCGCGACAUGUUGGACAGUAUCAAGACCCCCUACAAUGAGUGUAUCGAGUACCUCAAGAAAAACAUGAAGCUCGACCCCUACUUCGUCGAGUUCUACCACUGGUCGCGGGAAAACAAUGUGCCGAUCGUUGUUUUGUCGUCCGGCAUGAUCCCCGUUAUCAGUGCCCUCUUCGAGGCAUUGCUGGGCGGCAAGCCGGACGACCAUCUCUACAUCGUUGCGAAUGAAGUUGAGAGCCGUGAUGGUAAGGACAUAAACAGCGAGGGUGGUUGGAAAAUCAAGUACCACGAUGAUAGCCAUUUUGGCCACGACAAGUCCUUGGAAAUCAAGCCUUACGCCGCGCUACCAGACAACGAGCGCCCGACCUUGCUGUACGCGGGAGAUGGAGUCUCUGAUCUGUCUGCCGCGGCAGAGACGGAUCUGCUGUUCGCUAAGAAGGGCAAAGAUCUCGUGACUUUCUGCGAGCGCCAAGGGGUCCCCUUCACUCUGUUCGAAAGCUGGGAGUCGAUUCUUGCGACGACUAAAGACAUCCUGGCGGGCAAGGUCUCUGUCAAGAAGGUUCGAGCGGGCGUGCAGCUCGCUAUUUUUGCGUCCUUCGUCACUCUCCUCGUUGUGGUCUUGGACAACCGAUUCCGCGUCCUCCCUGCCUCGAUCCAUGGCCACCUUCCGUCCCACUACAACGGCCUCGUCGUCACUGAUGUGACAGUUGUCACCUGUUCGUCCGUGAACGUCUUCUCCAGCUGCAAACCAAACCCACAGACGGCAUGGUCGCAGGUGGAAAAGGAUCUUUACCUCCGCACCGGUUGGACCUCGAGCGCUUUUGUCCGCUUCGAGCGCAAGAAAGAGGAGGAGCUCCUCGCCAGCGACCAAGUGGUCAUUGACCUCAAGAUUAGCCGGCUCGUCCCAGAAUACUCAGAUAAGCCCGAGGACGAAAAGGAGACGUGGGAACAAAGACCCGGAGGCAUCUGGCUGAAGCGGACAGCCAAGCGGCAUGCGAGUGACUCGCAGAAGGCGAUCACGGCCGUCGACGUCCUGUUCGGCGCGGAUGCCGUGGACCCUCGUAUUGGCUGGGAAGUGAAGGAUACCCCGCUGCUACUGGAUAGCCGGACGGAGGCCCUGGAGGCCCGGAUUAGCGUUCGGAGGGGCGAUCCCACCAAGACGAAGAAGCCAGUGCCUCGCAUCAAUGAGAACGGGCGGUUCAAGAUCAUGCAGCUCGCAGAUUUGCAUCUGAGUACGGGCCUCGGAGCGUGCCGAGACCCCGUGCCGGCGGAGUCGGUUGCGGGCCAGAAGUGCGAAGCUGAUCCCCGGACACUGGAAUUUGUGGAGCGGCUCUUGGACGAAGAGCAGCCGGACAUGGUCGUUCUGAGCGGAGAUCAGGUCAACGGCGAGACGGCCAAAGAUGCGCAGAGCGCGCUCUUCAAGUCCGUGAAGUUGCUGGUCGAUCGCAAAAUCCCCUACGCGGCUAUUUUCGGCAACCAUGACGAUGAGGGAGACCUUUCCCGACUGGAAUUGAUGACGAUAUUGGAGGACCUGCCAUACUCGCUCUCGAUGGCGGGGCCUGAGGAAGUGGACGGCGUUGGAAAUUAUUAUGUGGAGGUCCUGGGCCGCGGAAGCACUCAGCACUCAGCUCUGACUCUAUACUUGCUGGAUAGCCACUCCUACUCCCCUGAUGAGCGUCAGUUCCGCGGCUACGAUUGGAUCAAACCAACUCAAAUCCAUUGGUUCAAGAACACUGCUCACAGCUUGCGGAGCAAGCACCACGAAUACACUCACAUGCACAUGAAUAUGGCUUUCAUCCACAUUCCCGUGCCUGAGUAUCGCGACUCCCGCAACUACUACCGGGGAAAUUGGUCCGAGGCUCCAACAGCUCCGGGCUUUAAUUCGGGGUUCAAGGACGCCAUGGAGGAAGAGGGCAUUUUAUUCGUAAGCUGUGGACAUGACCACGUCAACGACUACUGCAUGUUGAACCGUGAUCACGAAGAAAAGCCAUCCCUCUGGAUGUGCUAUGGAGGUGGAGUCGGGUUUGGCGGUUAUGGAGGCUAUGGAGGCUACGUGCGACGGGUGCGGUUCUAUGACUUCGACAUGAACCCCGGUCGUGUCAUGACCUACAAGCGGCUUGAGCAUGGCGAGACUGAAGCCCGCAUCGACGAGAUGAUGAUUAUUGAUGGAGGUACGGUCAAGGGACCGGAUCCAGAGCUUUAAGAUACCGACUUUUUCCCAAUAAGAGGCUUCUUUUCUCUUCUUUUUUUCGUUUCCCUUUGACACAGAGCUCCAUCGCUCCACGGCUCGGUUUUUAUCUUCGAUGACAAACCGGAGUAAACUUUGACUUGACCUUUUGUUCUGUAUUAUACCUACUAUACCUACGAGUGAGCUCGGAACCGGCAUCUGCGGGCAUUGGCAAAAAAGGGGAGGGGGGGGGUUGUUUUGCAGGGUUACCCUCCAAAAGAUUGAUUUGCUAUUUGAAUGCACUAUCGUUGUUUAUCAAUUUUUCUACUUGACUACUGUAGUUUCUUUCUUACUUUUCUACCAACCAAUUUUAACUAUGGC
Aspergillus uvarum CBS 121591 is the source of this 3022-nucleotide messenger RNA. RefSeq lists its product as uncharacterized. Gene Ontology annotation, molecular function: phosphoprotein phosphatase activity. Gene Ontology annotation, cellular component: cytoplasm. Lineage: Eukaryota; Fungi; Ascomycota; Eurotiomycetes; Eurotiales; Aspergillaceae. The transcript has 9 exons. The record is from RefSeq and is a predicted model, not a curated record. Bases 290 to 2677 code for a protein of 795 amino acids.